CUCCAACUCCAAUCCUCAAACCUCUCUCGGAACUCGGAAGACCUUAAACUGUUAAACUCGCACGACAGGACUCGGAAGAACUCAGCAAACUCCGCAAAACAACAAAAAUGGCGUCCUCGCUCAAUGCUAACCUCCACCAACCUUCUCUCAGCUUCGGGACGAACCUUUACUCCGGAUUGAAGCUGCAAUCUCCAAGUGUUCAUGGAAUUGGGCGACCCAAUGUCACUGCAGAAUUCUUCGGCCAAGUCCAUAAGAGCCUCCAUUCCGGGAUUCGCAACUCUAAACCAAUUCGAGCAGUUAAAAUGAUGCCUAUUGGUGAACCAAGAGUACCCUAUAGGACACCAGGGGAGGGAACUUGGCAAUGGGUUGAUUUGUGGAAUGCCCUCUAUAGAGAACGAGUCAUCUUCAUCGGGCAGGAAAUCGAUGAAGAAUUCAGCAACCAAAUAUUGGGAACAAUGUUGUACCUUGAUAGCGUUGAUGAGUCCAGAAGGAUGUACUUUUACAUUAAUGGACCCGGUGGAGAUCUUACUCCCAGUUUAGCUAUCUAUGACACCAUGCAGAGCUUGAAGAGUCCUGUUGGUACCCACUGUGUUGGGUUUGCAUAUAAUCUGGCUGGUUUUCUUCUGGCAGCUGGUGAAAAGAUCUUUCGUCGAGUAAACCCAAUUGUGGACAUUUCUUUGACAUUUUGGAUUCAAUUGACAUUUUUCUGUCAGGCGGAUGACAUUCGGAAUGAGGCAGAUGAGCUUCUUAGAGUCAAAGACUAUCUUUACAAGGAAUUGGCAAAGAAAACCGGACAACCUUUUGAGAAGAUUGACAAGGACUUGAGCAGAAUGAAACGCUUUGAUUCCCAGGAGGCCCUUGACUAUGGUCUCAUUGACAAGAUAAUUCGACCACCACGAGUUGAUGAGGACACACGUCCGAAGGAUGCAACAGCUGGUCUUGGUUAGUGCAGAAUAUUUAUGAUUCGUGUUUGGCUGUAGCUGUUGUCAUGACUACCGUAUGUUUAGCCAGCUCCCUUGUACCAUAGUUGUACCCUUGGGGAAAUCAGAUGCAGUUUACUUGUACAAUAAGUUAUCAGAUCCCCGAAGCAAGCUUUAUAAGUUUGAUUUUAGUUUAUUGGACAAUUUUUUGUUUGAGCAAGCAAGUAAUUGCAUGGCUGUUGAACUUAUGGUCAUAUUCAAUCAUUUGCUUUUGGUUCUUUUGGUAUCUUUUAACAUACCUUACACCAACCUAUGGCUGGAUUCAAAUUUGGGAG
Molecule: messenger RNA, 1255 nt
Organism: Linum tenue
Lineage: Eukaryota; Viridiplantae; Streptophyta; Magnoliopsida; Malpighiales; Linaceae
Source: the annotation of a GenBank genome assembly